CAAUAGAAAUACAGACUUGUUUCAAUUUAUUUAAUUAUGUUUCUAAAUAUUGUGAAAAAAUCAAAAUAAUUUACCAAAUUUAAGCAGUUAAUAUUUGUUGUUGUUUGGUAAAAUCAAGCUGUGAAGAUAAUAUUUGAAGUAUUGAUUCUAAUUCUGGCCAGUGCAUAUUUACGAUAUCAAAUCUAUACAAAUAGAACUGUUCCGGAAAAUUGAACUGUUCGCAGAAUGAUAUAGUGAAAAGAGGCGACCUGUCAAGAAAAGUUACUAAAAAAAAAUAUAACUAUAGUCCUGCCAUCUACUCAUGAAAAAUACUGAUUUAAUGAAAUUCAUAUUAAAUUUUAUUAAUUGUCAAGUCGCUUUUAUUUAUACAAUAUGAUCCUAUAGUAUAUCCUUAUCCUUAUAUUCGAUAGCUUAAAACUGCUGAUCAAGUCGACGGCGUACCCCAGACAUCACUUUUGCUCGGUGUUGUAGUCUCAAAUGUCUCAUUUCUGGAAUGCGUAAGAUAGGUGUCUGCGAUUGAAAGUUGUACUGAUCUUCGUUUUUGACAUAAGUCGAGUUGAUGAUGCGUGGAGCGGAACAGUAAUCGGAACUACAAGCAAGUCUGUUUACCGAAACUGGCGUCUUCAUCAGAGUUGAAUUCUUUCUGCCUUGUUUAACCAUAUACUCCAGAAGUGCAACGAUCAAUAUAGUCAGUGCAAGGAAACAGACUAUUUUCAAAGAUAGCAACGAAAUGUAUCCGAACAUGUUUACGCUUUGAAGUUCCAAAAGUGAAUGUCCUUAUUAUCGAAUACUUCGUCCUUUUAUAUUAUAUUCAGGUUCAUUUCGUCUCUCGGAAUGCUGAUAAGUUGUUGCUAUAAAUGAAUUGGUUUAUACGCGCAUUUCUUCAGUCUGUUAUAAUUCAUGACCCAGUGAUGAAAUGUUUGUGAAAAUUGCAAGCAUAAUUUUAAUACUGAAUUUUUCAGUACUUAAGUGUGAAGAAGAACAAGUGCACACAUUAGAAAAACUGGGUACUUUAAAAAUAAAAUAUGGCAACACCACGGAAAUAAUUUUUCAAAUUAAAGAUCCAAGUAUCAAGUUGUUGCAAUCUCAGAUCGAAGUUCUGCAAGCUGAACAAAUUAAAAUGUUUGCCGAACUCAACGCAAAAAUUGACAAAAUAUCUACAAUCAACUUAGAAAAGACAAAUUUUGCCAACAGCUGUGCGGAAGCAACUUCACUGAGUCGUCGGAGUGGCGUCUAUCAAAUCCGAAUACCCGAUUACAGUCCAUAUCCGUUUAUGGUCAGCUGUGACGAGGAUGCCAACGGCGGAGGAUGGAUAAUUGUGUUGCGACGUGAAGACGGAAGUGUCAACUUUUAUAGGAACUGGAAAGACUAUAAGCAAGGAUUUGGAAAUAUGAACGGCGAAUUCUUCAUAGGCUUGGAAAAAUUGCAUAUGCUGACUAAAGAACAGGAUCAAGAAUUGCUUUUUCUUAUGGAGAAUUCGAAGGGCGAAACAAAAUUUGCAAAAUAUGAUCAAAUUGCGAUUAGUAGCGAGAAGAACUUGUAUGCUUUACAAACAUUGGGCGAAUAUUCUGGAGACGCUGGUGACUCUUUCUCAGGGCAAAUGAGUUACAAUUUUUCAGCUCGGGAUCGAGAUAACGAUGUAUAUACUGGAAAUUGUGCUCUUGAAUAUCGAGGUGGCUGGUGGUACAAUAAAUGUCAUGGCAGUAAUCUAAUGGGCAUAUAUAAUGAGACGACCUAUGGAAAAGGAGUUAUGUGGAACACAUUUUCGGGCUUAAAUGAUUCAUUAAAAAUGGCCAAAAUGAUGAUAAGGCCGCGGAGAUAAUAAUAAAGUCAAUCGAAGUCAAAUCAAUAUAUUACUAAAUAAAUGGAUUGUACUACUGCUUCUGUAUUAUAUAUGGAACAUCAAUAAACAACACUGUUUGAAAGA
Drosophila nasuta is the source of this 1927-nucleotide messenger RNA. RefSeq names its product angiopoietin-related protein 6-like. The record is from RefSeq and is a predicted model, not a curated record. Bases 917 to 1822 code for a protein of 301 amino acids. Lineage: Eukaryota; Metazoa; Arthropoda; Insecta; Diptera; Drosophilidae. The transcript is spliced from 5 exons.